Messenger RNA from Ixodes scapularis (black-legged tick), 2767 nucleotides. Its product is annotated as microtubule-associated serine/threonine-protein kinase 2. Bases 1 to 2508 code for a protein of 835 amino acids. Lineage: Eukaryota; Metazoa; Arthropoda; Arachnida; Ixodida; Ixodidae. Gene Ontology annotation, molecular function: ATP binding; protein binding; protein serine/threonine kinase activity. The record is from RefSeq and is a predicted model, not a curated record. Gene Ontology annotation, biological process: intracellular signal transduction; peptidyl-serine phosphorylation. The transcript is spliced from 11 exons.
AUGGCCGCCCCCGUGACUGCCGCUGCAGGAGCCGCGGCGGCGGCGGGUCCUCCGAACGCGGCAGCCCAAGAGGAGAAGAAGCGGUCUGCCGCCAAGGUGGUGACCACGCUGUUCCCCCGCGUGCCCAAGGUCACCACGGUGCUCCUGGAGUUCUUCAUCCGGCGCGAAAGCAAGGUGGAGCUAUCGCGGGAGCCCCUGUCCCACUUCUGCCAGGAGCAGGUGGUGCUGGCCGCCCAGGAUAUCCUGGAGAAGUUGAACAAGCAGGUCAUCACGUACCAGGACGUGCGCGACUCUGCCGAGAAUCUGAUCGGUCUGCACAACCUGAGCUUCAAAAAGGCGCCCGACAUCGCCAAGGAGCUGGGCGACAGCGUCCGAAAACUGACCAUCAUCGUGGGCGAGCUGGCCACCUCCCUAGAGAAGAUGUCCGACGUUCCGAUUACCGACUGGAUGGCCAUCGGCGACACCAUCGUCGCCAAGACCGAGAAGCUCAACUUGGCCGAGAUUCCGCCCUUCCAUUCGUUCAUUCCCAAGAUGAAAGAUUUCCUCUCCGUGAAGCUCCUCGGCGCCGGUGGUUUCGGAGCCGUGUACAAGGCCGUGUACAAACCAACGAACUUCGUUUGCACGGUAAAGCUGGUUGCCACAGACAGAUUCCAAAGGCACAAACAGGCCGUGAUUGACAAAGUGGUUGCCUCUGUCAUCAGGAGUCCCUUCCUCGUCAAGUAUUAUUCCUGCUACGUUUCGAAGGAUGCCUACAUCACCAUCAUGGAAUACAUCCAAGGUGUAGACCUUAUGCGAGUAGUGGACAAGGCAGUCUAUUUACCCACGGAAGAGUGCCGCAUUGUGAUGGCUCAACUAAUUCUAGCUAUCGAACACAUGCAUCUCAGAGGAUUUCUACACAGGGAUAUCAAAGUCUCCAACAUGCUCAUCCUGCCUGGAGGCAGGUGCAAGGUCAUUGACUUCGACACCAACAAAGUCUGCAUCGGCCACUUCUCCAAGCGCGUCUGCAAGGGAUACUUCAAUAAGACGGCCUUCGAGUUCCAUGACGGCGAGUCCGCCGGCACCAUCCCGUACAUGGCCCCCGAGAUCCUGAAGCGACGCCCGUAUGGCCGCUCCUGUGACUGGUGGUCUGCCGGAGUGACCUUCUACAAGCUGAUGACCGGACGUGUGCCGUUUCGUGGCGAGACCAAGGAGCUACUCCGAGACAAGAUAAUAAACUCCCCGUUGAAAUGGCCCAAGGUGGAGGAGCACCCUCAUUCCGCCACCCCGGAAGCCAAGGACAUGGUCUUCAAGAUGCUCAAGAAGAAUCCUGUCGAACGGCUCGGGUCGGUCCACUAUUCCGAAAUCAGGGGACACCCAUUCUUCGACAACUUCAACUGGAAGAGACUGGCCACGACCAAGGAACUGUGUAACAUCCCGGCUAUCGCAGAGUGCAUGGGAGGUGUCACCCAGAAGGAGGGACAGCCACCUCCUAAGCCGGCAUCUAAGCUGACUGUCGGAGCCACAAGCAAUACGCUGAAGCGGAAGUUGCAAAAGGUGGAAGACAUGAUUGACGUCGAACCUUCAACGCAAAGGCCGCUGUACACCUACUCGGCACCGAGUUUCAAGAAAAUGAUCAAUACGGCCAGGACUUCCAAGGGUCCGGUGAACCUCAAGGAAUCUUUCUUCAACACAAGUGGCAUGGAAUCUGAAGAACUCGAUUACAAGAAAGCGUCCGACAUGGACGUCAACGUCGGAAUAAGCGGCUUCACUGCUGCAUCGGCAGACAAAUCCAUAACGGCCAAAGAAAAAAUGGACUUGAUUAUGUUCAGAACGAAGAGCUUCGGAAAGUACUGGAACUUCGGUGUCCAGAUUAUUGAUGUCAUAGGGGAGCAAAACAAGCCGUUCAUAAUGGUUGAGAAAGUGACCAAGGGCAGUCCUGCGGAAGCCUCGCAUGUCCUGGAAGGAGACGUCAUCAUUGCCGUCAACGGCCAAGAGGUCUCGACGUUGCCUCUGGCAGAGGUCAAGAAGCGGAUGAACGACAGCGGCGACCAGCUGGUCCUCACCGUCCUGUCCUCGAGCGCCUUCAGGUUGCUCGAGUCUCGCCGGGACAUGGACCAGAUCCUCAAGGCCGCGGGCAAGGACACACUGCAGUUGGGCGUCAUCAAGACCACUUGCGGAGGCAGCGGCAACUUUGGCUUCAAGGCGUUUGAAGCCAAGGCCUGGAACGAGCAGCAGAAGGCCCUCGUUCACUGCCACGUUAUUCAGAAGGUCACGAACGCCAAGAUCCUGACGCCCAACAAGAGCCUCUACCCCGGCGACAUCCUAGUCAUGAUAGAAGGCGCGCCCGUGGAAAACAUGGACGGCGCAGGCGUCAAAGCCGCGCUCGCCAAGGGUGCCAACGAAAUCAACAUCACCAUCGCCCCCAUCUCGCCGCUGAGGCUCAAGCGCCCUUCGUUCACCAGGCUGCACGAAACCGUGAUGACGGACGCCAAUGUCAAGGAGCCGUCCUCGAUCGCCAACAUCAACUAAGAGGGGCUGGGGUCGGCUGCGGAGCCAAGAGUGCGCAGAUGCUGCCAAAAUCCGGGAGCCACGGGCACUGUGGAAUGACUCCACGACUUAAAUUCAAAUCAUAAAUAAUAGGUAACCCGGGAAUUUCGACCUCUUCAUUUACAUGACACACAACUUUUUUAGAUUCGUAGAGGCGGACGGUGUGACAAUAAAUUGGCAACGUUCAACAUUCGACAAUCCUGGGAUUCAGGGUUUGCGUUUAAGUCACAAAAUAUCUGCA